Messenger RNA from Amblyraja radiata (thorny skate), 1961 nucleotides. RefSeq names its product R-spondin 2 (gene rspo2). Lineage: Eukaryota; Metazoa; Chordata; Chondrichthyes; Rajiformes; Rajidae. The transcript has 5 exons. The record is from RefSeq and is a predicted model, not a curated record. Bases 654 to 1385 code for a protein of 243 amino acids.
UGCGGGACUGCCUAUUCCGGGCGGUGGGAGCCUGUGGACAGGAGAAUGUGAUGCAAGCUGGCGUGUGACGGGAGCACAGCACCCCCUGUUAGUCCUCAAACCUUUUUGCACCUUGCAUAAAAAGCCUUGGCUCCCUCUCCCCCUCCUGAGUAGUGAGUACCACAGCUCCGAGCGUCAUCCGAGGAGCCGCUACAAGAGACAGGGCCGAGCAGCAGUUGGCCAGAGGUACCAGUCACAUCUCGGACGGCAGUGGGACGGAGCGGUCGCCGAUGCUGACUUGACUGUCAACCACCCUCUGUCGCGGAGAGGCUGCUUCUGCUUUCGCCCGGGGUAACUGUUCCAACUCCUCUCGGGCUUGCCCUGCCCUGCCUGCCGGGACCCUGCGGACAGGGGCAGCGUUGAGGACGGGGAGGGAGGGUGGGGGCAACUGGGCUGGGAGCGGCUCCGCUUUCAACACUGGGUCUCCCCUUCUGGAGAGCGGCUGCGAUCGGUUGGCUGGGCGCCGGCUCGCCGCCCGAGGAUGUCGCGGCAAGGAGGUGCCUGAGUCCGGGAGUCACUUGGUCCGUGUGCGAGGAGGGGAGAGAGGAAGCCGGACACUACUGGGCGCAGAGGGAGCGAGAGGUCCGAUCCCACCGCACAGCCCCGGAGCACAGAUGCAUUUUCGACUCUUUUCACUGGCGCUGCUCCUUCUGGACUGCAUGGAUUAUGGGCACAGUCUGCACCAGCGGGGGAAGCGGAGCAGGAGAGCGAACACUGGACUGUAUCCAAUCUGUAAAGGCUGUCUCCUUUGUUCGAAGGAUAAUGGAUGCCUCAGCUGCCAGCAGAAGCUGUUCUUUUACCUUCGGCGGCAGGGCAUGCGUCAGUUUGGGGAAUGUCUCCACUCCUGCCCCUCGGGGUACUACGGUCUGCGGGCGCCAGAAAUGAACAGAUGUGCAAGAUGUAAAAUAGAUAAUUGUGACACGUGUUUCAGCAAAGACUUUUGUACAAAGUGCAAAGCUGGUUCUUACUUGCACAAGGGGCGUUGCUUUGAAGAAUGCCCUGAAGCAUUUGUACCAUUGGAAGAGCACAUGGAAUGUGUGGAGGGCUGUGAGGUUGGACCGUGGAGCAGCUGGGGAACCUGUAUAAAGAAUGGAAAAACGUGCGGUUACAAGUGGGGCCUGGAAACCAGGAGACGGCAGAUUGUGAAGAAGCCAGCGAGGGAUACCAUUCCCUGUCCAACCAUCGCAGAAUCCAGGAGAUGUAAAAUGGAAAAGCGGCACUGUCCAGGAGAGAGAAAGCAGAAAGCAAAAGUGAAGGGAGCAGGCAGGAGGAAGAAGAAGCGAGCUCGUGCCAAGGAGCGCAAGCAGUUUGUGGCACUUCAAACCACAGAGAGCACUGACCUGUAAAAGAGGACAAACCAUUUAAUCCACAAAAUGCCCCUGGCUGCUCGGCCUUCCUGCCCACCUGGCAGUUGUGCUGCUUUUGACAAUAUUAGUGGCAGGUAAUGAGAGAGGGAGAGGGAGCUUGUUUUUAUUUAUACAUCAGUCAUUUGCUGUUCCCUGUUUGGCCCGUACAGAACACGUUUGGUGUGGCAAAGACUUUUACAGAGGACACUGAAGGCUGGUCAGGCCAACAAGUUGCCAUUGACAUAAUUUAAAAUAUGCAACAUAAGCCCCUGCUUGUAAAACUGCCGAGAGAUGGAGAAGAGGACGUGUCUAUUUAUAUGCAGGAAGACGUAUGAACACAGGACGAGGACUGUUUAUUACAUGGAGUUUGUCUUUUUGUUCGUCCUACAUUCCAGGGCGAUCCCUCCAUCGUGGUUGCGCAGGACUCGGCACAGGUCCCAGUGACGUCACCAACAUAACAUGCUUUAAAGGCUGUAACUGUAUAAUCCAAGCAAUGACUGUCCCCUAGUUGCUUGUCUGGUGUAUACACAGUGCUGAGUCUAUCCAUAAUAAACUUAUUCACUGUAUAUAUAUACA